Messenger RNA from Medicago truncatula (barrel medic), 1646 nucleotides. RefSeq lists its product as uncharacterized. The coding region runs from base 88 to 1377 and encodes 429 amino acids. The record is from RefSeq and is a predicted model, not a curated record. Lineage: Eukaryota; Viridiplantae; Streptophyta; Magnoliopsida; Fabales; Fabaceae. The transcript has 6 exons.
UUGAAACAAACGCGGCCUUAAUCUACUUCGUUUCAUUUCUCCCAAACUCCACGUUAUUAACUCAACCUGCCAAAUGAAUGUUCGAAAAUGGGUUCAGUAUUUGGAUGGUACGGUCCUCUCAUAGAUCUCUCCAUAGCCUCUCGUCACAUUGGUGAAUUCGUUCAACUUCUCGUUUUCGUUCACCGUUGCUUCCCUGUACAGUUCAAAUCCUCCAAAACCGGAAGAGAUUUCACACGAACAGACAUUCAAGUCGGCGAUGAAACCACACCGUAUUUUGGAGUUUCUAUUUGGCAGACUCAAAUGGCGUCGUUGCUUUCAGCAGGAGAUGUUGUUUUGUUACAAAAUUUUAUGAUUACUAGAUAUGGUGAUGUGGUUGAGGCUAAAACUGUUCAGUGGUCUUCUUUGCUUUGCUUGGUUCAUCCUAUUCACUCUCUUAUUUCAAAGGAUGUUGAAGAGUUGAUAGCGGGUUGUCGUAUUGGGACAACAACGAAGGAGAAGCUAAGAAGGGUUAUAAAGUGGGUGCGUCAGUCUCGGCCCACCAUCUGCAACACCAACUUGAAGUCUACUAAACAAAUAGAGUAUCUUCCUAGAAACUGGACAGUUCUUGAAGAGAGAGAGCCUACGGACUGCUGUUCGCUUAUGGAAGUCUCGCAGCUAACAACAUCAUGCAAGACUACUGUCCUUGCAUCGAUUUGUGAAAUUGUUCCAUUAUGUAACAUCAGGACUCCUGGUGAUACAGUGAAAGAGAAGAUUUUCGUUAGUAGGAGAUUUUCCAAAUCUGAGGGUAAUAACUUGGAGGAAGAUCUCUUGUGCACUGGCUGCCAGCUAUGUGGUUCACCCUUAGAUUCAAAAUCUGAGCAAAAUACUUUUCCACUAGUUUGUUCGAAAAAUUCAACCCGUCUCCAUGCAGUAUGCUCGAUAUAUAGACCUUUCAUGUUAUAUGUGUGGGAUGAAUCAUAUUUUAUGCCGGUUCUCGUCAAGAACAGGGCAGCAGAAAUCUUGUUUGGGAACAUGAAGGCUGAAAAGGUCUAUUCGAGCUAUAGAGAACAAAUGCUUAGCCAAAAUCCAGGUCUAAAAAGUAAAUGCAAGGAUAAAGAUGGUAAUGUAAGACUUUCUAAUGACCCGAGACUUUCUCGGGAAGGACUUCCUAGUGCUAGUUCAUUAGAGGAGGGUAAGAGCUUGGAAUUGGAGGGAAAUCAUCUUUGCACUAAACCAUUCAACUUUUAUCAUGUCUGGUUAAUUUUUCUAAAAUUGUUGCUGAAGCAAGGAAAGAACAGUCCUCUGAAAUUUAAGAUCAUUGUUGAUCCUAACUUAGAUGUUGAAAAUGGAAAAUUUGAAUUGGUUUCUGCAACAUUGCCUUGUUUUGGAACCAAGUGAUUUCAUCUGUUGGGAACUUUCACAUCUCUUUUUGCAUCUUCAAAACUGCAAAUUCUAGAAUCCAGUCGAUUAGAACCAAGGUUAAAAUAUUGUUAGAUCGUUUUAGAAAUUUGUUACAAGUUAGUUUAGCUUCUGUUAGUUAGUUAGUUAGUAGUACAUUAGUUGUUGAGUUCUAUGACUUCAGUUGUAUAUAAAGCCCUUUGUAUAUUGUAUACUACCAUUUUAUUUUUUCAUUGAAUUCAAUAUAAUGAGAAUGAUUUCCUGUUAAA